This is a messenger RNA of Penicillium daleae, 621 nucleotides long. RefSeq lists its product as uncharacterized. The record is from RefSeq and is a predicted model, not a curated record. Lineage: Eukaryota; Fungi; Ascomycota; Eurotiomycetes; Eurotiales; Aspergillaceae. Bases 1 to 621 code for a protein of 206 amino acids. The transcript has 2 exons.
AUGAGUCGACGAGUUUCUAUCGUUGACCUUACUUCGGCUCGGGUACAUCCCUCUCCUCGCCGUUUUAGGGAAGUCUCGUCAACGCCUUCCGUCUCCCCGAUCGCUUCCUCCUCCUCCAGCUCCCCAGAUCCCCACUCAAUGCCUCGGGGCACAAAACGAAAACGCCGACACAAUGAAGGUGGUCCUCACAGCUCGGCGCCAUCCAACCGCCCACAAAGUCCUAUCGAGUCUAUCGACCUGACUGAGGUCGAAGGCUCAUCUGCCCUCGCCAAAGCCCUUGCGAAACAGCGUGAAGACGCCGUCAAGGCACAAUCAACCGACGAAGCAGACAAAGCUCGUUCCAUGUUGAUAGCAUAUCAGUGUCCAGUCUGCAUGGAUAAUCUAGAGGACGCUACUAGUACUUCAUGUGGCCACCUCUUCUGUCACAAAUGCAUCGUCGAAUACCUCCAAUCGAUCGACGAUCAAUGUACCGAGCAAGGAAAACAGACUAAGGGAACGUGCCCGGUAUGUCGAAAGACGAUUACUCGGAACGAGUCGAGUGGACCUCGCAGAAGCCUCAUACCAUUGAAGUUGAAGGUGAUCACUAAGAAGCGGGGUGUCGUCUCACCGAACAAAGCAUGA